GAAGGUGAGUGUAAGCCCUGGAUAUCGAGGAUGGCAUCUAUGCAGACAGACAUUGUGUUACCUGAAAACAUGGCAGUCCACUUACUCCCAAAGGACCUUCCCGGGGUGUUGGAGAGACUGAAGGAAAAGUUGCCAGAUUCUAUAGCGGUUUACACGGCGAUAAAAUUAAUUGUUCGUGGACUUAGCGGGUAUGAAGUAUAUGUAGACAGCUUUCCAGACUUUCGGGCUGUCCUUGUGAAGCCGGACGAAGCAGCCAUGAAGGACCCCGAGCACGAAAAAAAUACAUACAUGUUUUCCUCGGAUAGCUCAUGUCUUCAAGACUUAAUUGACAACAGUGGCCUUCUGAAACAGCGACAAGUUUUUCUUGCAGUUCUUUGGAAAGACGUCUUUGAAAAGGCAAAUGCAAUCAUCUGUAAAACUGCAGAACCAUCCUUCGUGAGGAUGAUCUCUGCAGGUGCUGAUAUGUAUUAUUGCAGAAGUGUAGCCACACUGCCGUAA
Mizuhopecten yessoensis (Yesso scallop) is the source of this 498-nucleotide messenger RNA. RefSeq names its product glycine N-acyltransferase-like. Bases 31 to 498 code for a protein of 155 amino acids. NCBI's taxonomy places the organism in Eukaryota, Metazoa, Mollusca, Bivalvia, Pectinida, Pectinidae. Gene Ontology annotation, cellular component: mitochondrion. Gene Ontology annotation, molecular function: glycine N-acyltransferase activity. The transcript is spliced from 5 exons. The record is from RefSeq and is a predicted model, not a curated record.